Messenger RNA from Spodoptera littoralis (African cotton leafworm), 2098 nucleotides. NCBI's taxonomy places the organism in Eukaryota, Metazoa, Arthropoda, Insecta, Lepidoptera, Noctuidae. The record is from the annotation of a GenBank genome assembly.
UGGGUGGCACGGGCUUCAAUUUAUAUCCGAACUAACAGAUAAAAAGUAUUUAAAGUAGUCUCGAUAGCAAGGUGAUUAGUAUUUCGGGCGGCGAUGGUGGGAGUUGUGCGCGCAGUCUCUUGCCGCCAGCCGUCCCGUGCGCCCGCGCCGUCGAGCGCACAUACGCGCCAAAUUCAAACCCAAGGACCAACGAACUUUACCCCCCCAAAAACACCCUCUAGUGUGCUUCUAUGCCCCCAAAAGUGAUCCAAUCAGUGUUGUGUGCCAAUAUAGUGUUGACAAAAUCCCUCUAGUCGCGUCUACGGGAGCGACUUUCACUUACAACAAAACAGUUUUUGCAAGCGCCUAAUCCCAUUUGAGACGGCAGUGGGUGGCGAGAUGGUGUCUCGACGUCGAAUACUUUCGCGUUCCCGCGACGACCUUACACAGGCGUUCGCAGCGCCCGUAGAAGAAGAGGAGGAUGUAUGGUAUCAAAAGGAUAAACUUUAUAAGGAACACAUACAGGAAGUAUUGGAUAAAUGGACACAAAUAGAUGACGAGAUAUGGGCGAAGGUGAUAGUGUUCGAGAGGAACAGACGCGUUGCCAAAGCGUAUGCGCGUGCGCCCGUGCUCACUAUCAACGGCUCGGACGACGGAUUUGACGGCAUGAGAAUCGGUCUUUGCGGAUUUGAUAACCCACACAGAGAUCAGAAAACAGAAGAAGUUAGAAGACACAUAGGACAGGGUGUCAAAAUAAAAAUGGACGACGCCGGUAACAUACUCAUCAGACGCUAUUCCAAGAGUAGUGUGUUUGUGAAGAGUACGGCAGCCAACAGCAACGAAGAGACGGCUAUUGGACAAGAUAUAGUCAAGCUACCUGGAUAUGCAUUGGAACAAGAGAAAAUAUUUAAGUUAUUUGAUAUGAAGAAGUUUCAAUCAAACGUGAACCGUGAGCUGCGCCGUUCGUAUCCUGAUCGCAGACGACUGGAGACACAGUGCCUCAGUGCUAUCGCCUUCGUCAAGUCGGAUUCAGAUCUUCUCGACUGCCCCAUUUGGGUGCUCAUCAUCAACGUCGUUGCUAUGGAUAUGCUCAAGUCUAAGCUGCCACCGGUUCAAAGACUGAUGGACAUCAAGAACCGACCUCGCAUCCCAAUCCCAGAUGAAGACCCAUACAGCAUCGCCAGCUCCAACGCCAAUGGAUCAGGAUCCAGUGGUAGUUCCGGAGGUUAUGGACACAAUGGACAUAAUGGACACAAUAACAAUGGACACGGAGUCGUCGCUGCCACAAGAGAACAGCUCAUGAUGCAAAUGGGACAGAGGAGAGGUGAAAAGCCUCCGAAACUACCGCCCAGGGAGAAUGGGUACGGUCCAGCUGACAUUCCCAAGGUACGUGGAUACAAACCUGAUUACGAUGACAUUGAAGGACAUGACGGACGCGUGCCAACACAGUUCCCAAGAGGCAAAUCAGAUAAAGGCAAAGACAAUAAGAAAUACGACGAUCCUUACUACUGCGGUCUGCGGGCGCGUGUGCCUAACUUCGUGAAGACCAACGGCGCUAAAGUUCUACCAUCCAUGACUGAACGUCUGACUUUGAAGGAAGCUCCGGUGCCCAGCAAGCGUUACAGCGUGGCCCACGCCCACCCUGGACCAUUCCCGCCCCACAUGGCUCCGUUUGCACACGCUCCAAUGCCACCACAGGCUUUGUGGCACGCUCGUUCUUACGAGAGCGGAAUCGGUGCGUACGAACGUCUUCCCAGAAAAGAGAAGCUCAUGUUCCAAUUCUAUCCGAACAGGGAACAGAAACGGCUGCGACCCCUCGUGAUCCAGCAGCCGCGCUAGUGUAUAUACAGACUAACCCCGCACUUUAAUUCCACCGCCUCAACGCGGACUCUUCGCUCCAAUCUUGACGGAGAACAGCAUUAUGAUCCCUAUGCGCUGUACGGUCGCCUGCCCAUGCCUGGACGCGGCUUCCCCCCACCACCCGCCCCCCACGCGCGUCACAUGUUCAUUGGAGAGUGGGACUAGAGUGCGAAUCACUUGACACCUGGCAACUAAACUUAGAAUACUGUGUAGAACAAGGAUACUGUCAAAUCGACAUCAACAACACAUUUUGUGAAUG